This is a messenger RNA of Phymastichus coffea, 1482 nucleotides long. Its product is annotated as D-beta-hydroxybutyrate dehydrogenase, mitochondrial-like. Bases 352 to 1302 code for a protein of 316 amino acids. Lineage: Eukaryota; Metazoa; Arthropoda; Insecta; Hymenoptera; Eulophidae. The record is from RefSeq and is a predicted model, not a curated record. The transcript is spliced from 6 exons.
CACGGUAUAGAGAGAAGUGGGCUCCUUUUACCGAGUGCACGCGCUUACGAUGGAGCAGUGAAUGUUUACCGGGCCGAGCGUGAGCGCGCGCUUUCCGCGCAAGUUCUCUUCUCCGCAAGACUUUUGUCUUUUGUGCUUUUUUUCACUGUUUUGUCUCACCUCCUCCCUCCUCUAUAGGCGUUGCGCACAUGUUUGUGCGUGUGUACUUGUGUUAGUGUCAGCUUCGAGGAAUUCUAGUAUAUAGAAGACUUAGUUUCCACGGCAAUUAGCUCGCUUCAAAGCUUCGUCGUCGCUGUCGUCGACGUCGAUCUUCGAGAUAGUAAAACCGAGUUUAAAAGUGCACGAAGCAAGAUGGACGCCGAAACAGGGGCCAUCCUGGCCCUGCAAAUCCUGGCGUUAUGCUCGAUCGUAGCAGCCUUGUUGGUCUAUCUGAUGCGUCAAUCACACAACGCCAACGAGGAGUUCGAGAUGCGCAGCAAACGUCACGUCCUCGUCACCAGCUGCGACACCUGUAUUGGCCUUCAACUCGCCCUUGCUCUAUCCGAAGCUGGCUAUAAGGUAUUUGCCGGACUACUGGAUCCGUCGGGAAACUCACAUGCAACGAGGAUCUUGCGUGCAAUGGAACAGCAGAGAACAAGGCCCAAAGAGCUAUCGGCAGACGAAGAACUAGAAACGCGUCACAACCCUGGUCAGAUUGUGCCAGUAGAGCUUGAUUCGACUCGCGAAGAUAGUUUGCGCGAUUGUCUUGAUGCAGUUAGAGCUAAACUGCCAGCUGGCGAAGAUGGAUUAUGGGCAGUGGUGCACACCGGUGGGUUAGCUCUUCCUGGUGUCAUCGAAAGGCAAGCAAGUGCAGCUUGGGAGUCCAUGUUACGUCAUAACUUAGUGGCACCUUUGCGAGCUGCUCGAGUAUUUAUUCCGCUUUUAAGGGCGAAGCGAGGUCGCAUAAUCUUACUGGGAGACUCAGAUAUCAGUUUUGGCGCUAAGGCUGGCGCGGGCUUGGUCGCCUUUAGCGCAUCGCGCAAGGCCGUCGAGGGUGCAGCUGAAGCUCUUAGGGCUGAGCUACUUGCAUCUGGCGUUGACGUUGUUUUACUCAAACCACCGCCAAUCAAUCCUCUUGCUCUUUAUUCAGCGCCUGUGCUCAAAACAUCUGACGUGGAGACAGGUGUGACGUCGGCGGAAGGAACUUGGGUUGCACCCUUGUCAGCUUUGGCAGUCAAGUCUUCUCUGAUACCUGCGCUUACAUCCACCUGCCCGUACAAAUCCUAUAAUAUGGACAAAAAGUCACGAAUUUUUUGUCAAUAAAGCUGAUUACAAAGAAGAACUAUUCUCUUUUAACGCCAUGUAUUAUUGAAUAUAGUGAUCGCGUGAUAAUUAUAUGUAACUGUUUGUAACAUAUGUAAUUAUGUAUAAAAUACUUUUUUACCUAAUAUUCAUUAAUAUUUUUGUUGGUUUAACUGUUGUAUAAUAUAAAUAAUACUAAUA